CCCCUAGGUAUGAAGCAGCCAGGCUUUGAUGCUGCAAGGCUAUUCAAUGGGAAUCAAGUUGGCCGACAAUGGAGUCCCCUAGGUAUGAAGCAGCCAGGCUUUGAUGCUGCAAGGCUAUUCAAGUUGGCCGACAAUGGAGUCCCCUAGGUAUGAAGCAGCCAGGCUUUGAUGCUGCAAGGCUAUUCAAUGGGAUUCAAGUUGGCCGACAAUGGAGUCCCCUAGGUAUGAAGCAGCCAGGCUUUGAUGCUGCAAGGCUAUUCAAGUUGGCCGACAAUGGAGUCCCCUAGGUAUGAAGCAGCCAGGCUUUGAUGCUGCAAGGCUAUUCAAUGGGAUUCAAGUUGGCCGACAAUGGAGUCCCCUAGGUAUGAAGCAGCCAGGCUUUGAUGCUGCAAGGCUAUUCAAUGGGAUUCAAGUUGGCCGACAAUGGAGUCCCCUAGGUAUGAAGCAGCCAGGCUUUGAUGCUGCAAGGCUAUUCAAUGGCCAGGAAUCCGCUGUGUGUGUUUGUCUCCAUCCAGUGGUGAAAGGCGCGCAUUGCGGGCGGAGAGAAAAUGAAUGGGAAGAAGCCGCUGUGUGUGUUUGUCUCCAUCCAGUGGUGAAAGGCGCGCAUUGCAGGCGGAGAGAAAAUGAAUGGGAAGAAGCCGCUGUGUGUGUUUGUCUCCAUCCAGUGGUGAAAGGCGCGCAUUGCAGGCGGAGAGAAAAUGAAUGGGAAGAAGCCGCUGUGUGUGUUUGUCUCCAUCCAGUGGUGAAAGGCGCGCAUUGCAGGCGGAGAGAAAAUGAAUGGGAAGAAGCCGCUGUGUGUGUUUGUCUCCAUCCAGUGGUGAAAGGCGCGCAUUGCAGGCGGAGAGAAAAUGAAUGGGAAGAAGCCGCUGUGUGUGUUUGUCUCCAUCCAGUGGUGAAAGGCGCGCAUUGCAGGCGGAGAGAAAAUGAAUGGGAAGAAGCCGCUGUGUGUGUUUGUCUCCAUCCAGUGGUGAAAGGCGCGCAUUGCAGGCGGAGAGAAAAUGAAUGGGAAGAAGCCGCUGUGUGUGUUUGUCUCCAUCCAGUGGUGAAAGGCGCGCAUUGCAGGCGGAGAGAAAAUGAAUGGGAAGAAGCCGCUGUGUGUGUUUGUCUCCAUCCAGUGGUGAAAGGCGCGCAUUGCAGGCGGAGAGAAAAUGAAUGGGAAGAAGCCGCUGUGUGUGUUUGUCUCCAUCCAGUGGUGAAAGGCGCGCAUUGCAGGCGGACUGGAAAAUUCCCCGCAUUGCCGUCAAUGGAGACGGAGGAGGAGGAUGAGGAGGAGGAGGAUGAGGACGAAGGCCUCUCCAUGGAAUAUUCUUCAAAUACCCUAUAUACCCGGAUAUAAGCCGACCCGAAUAUAAACCGAGGCAUCUAAUUUUACCACAAAAAAAACCCUGGGAAAUCAUUGACUCCAGUAUAAGCCGAGGGUGGGAAAUUUCAGAAAUAAAAAUAGAUACCAAUAAAAUUACAUUGUGGGUGAAACGUCAGGAGAGAAUGCUUCUGGAAACCAAUUAUUAUUACUUAGAUUGUACUAUAUUAAUCAUAUACCACAAUGUCUAUAAUACACCACGAGUAUAUUAUAUUAUUAGUAUUAUGUCACAUUUUAGUGCUAAAUCAUAAGUUGCAUAAGAGAUGUGGGCGAAACGUCAGGAGAGAAUGCUUCUGGGAAACCAAUUAUUAUUUCUUACAUUGUACUAUAUUAAUCAUAUACCACAAUGUCUAUAAUACACCCCUAGUAUGUUAUAUUAUUAGUAUUAUGUCACAUUUUAGUGCUAAAUCAAAAGUUGCAUAAGAGAUGUGGGCGAAACGUCAGGAGAGAAUGCUUCUGGGAAACCAAUUAUUUUUUCUUAGAUUGUACUAUAUUAAUCAUAUACCACAAUGUCUAUAAUACACCCCUAGUAUGUUAUAUUAUUAGUAUUAUGUCACAUUUUAGUGCUAAAUCAAAAGUUGCAUAAGAGAUGUGGGCGAAACGUCAGGAGAGAAUGCUUCUGGGAAACCAAUUAUUUUUUCUUAGAUUGUACUAUAUUAAUCAUAUACCACAAUGUCUAUAAUACACCACGAGUAUAUUAUAUUAUUAGUAUUAUGUCACAUUUUAGUGCUAAAUCAAAAGUUGCAUAAGAGAUGUGGGCGAAACGUCAGGAGAGAAUGCUUCUGGGAAACCAAUUAUUAUUUCUUAGAUUGUACUAUAUUAAUCAUAUACCACAAUGUCUAUAAUACACCCCUAGUAUGUUAUAUUAUUAGUAUUAUGUCACAUUUUAGUGCUAAAUCAAAAGUUGCAUAAGAGAUGUGGGCGAAACGUCAGGAGAGAAUGCUUCUGGGAAACCAAUUAUUUUUUCUUAGAUUGUACUAUAUUAAUCAUAUACCACAAUGUCUAUAAUACACCACGAGUAUAUUAUAUUAUUAGUAUUAUGUCACAUUUUAGUGCUAAAUCAUAAGUUGCAUAAGAGAUGUGGGCGAAACGUCAGGAGAGAAUGCUUCUGGGAAACCAAUUAUGAUUUCUUAGAUUGUACUAUAUUAAUAAUAUACCACAAUAUCUAUAAUACACCACUAGUAUGUUAUAUUAUUAGUAUUAUGUCACAUACCAGUGCUAAAUCAUAAGUUGCAUAAGAGAUGUGGGUGAAACGUCAGGAGAGAAUGCUUCUGGGAAACCAAUUAUUUUUUCUUAGAUUGUACUAUAUUAAUCAUAUACCACAAUGUCUAUAAUACACCACGAGUAUAUUAUAUUAUUAGUAUUAUGUCACAUUUUAGUGCUAAAUCAUAAGUUGCAUAAGAGAUGUGGGUGAAACGUCAGGAGAGAAUGCUUCUGGGAAACCAAUUAUUAUUUCUUACAUUGUACUAUAUUAAUCAUAUACCACAAUGUCUAUAAUACACCACGAGUAUAUUAUAUUAUUAGUAUUAUGUCACAUUUUAGUGCUAAAUCAUAAGUUGCAUAAGAGAUGUGGGCGAAACGUCAGGAGAGAAUGCUUCUGGGAAACCAAUUAUUAUUUCUUAGAUUGUACUAUAUUAAUCAUAUACCAUGGUUCAGCCUCCUUUCUUGGGGAUUCAUCUGGAAAGAGUUGAAAGAGGAGAGAGACGCCUUUCCUUUGGGGAGUCACUUUUACCUCAGGAAAGGCUUUUCUUCCCGUCCAGAGGACCCUCUCUCUCCCACUCGAUUUUAGAAAUUUCUUUAUCGAACCUUUACCUCAGAAAAACCUUGUGAAAUAGAAAGAAGAAAAUGCCAAUUUUAUUUAUUAAGAGAUUGUCACCUCAGACUUUACCUCAGAAAUGGCCAAGCCUUGUGAAACGGAAGGGAGAAACAAAGGCAAAACUUUUGAAAAUUAGCACAGCUUUUUCUGAAGGGACCAGAAAUUUCUUUAUCGAACCUUUACCUCAGAAAAGCCUUGUGAAAUAGAAAGAAGAAAAUGCCAAUUUUAUUUAUUAAGAGAUUGUCACCUCAGACUUUACCUCAGAAAUGGCCAAGCCUUGUGAAACGGAAGGGAGAAACAAAGGCAAAACUUUUGAAAAUUAGCACAGCUUUUUCUGAAGGGACCAGCUUUCUUCCCACUCACUCUUCUCCCAGCGCUGAAUUCAAGUCAAAGGGAAGAAAGGGAAGAAACAAAAGGUCGAAGAGACAGAAGACAGAAGAUGCUUGAAGACACUCUCGCAAGGACACCGCCCGCCCCCCAAAAAAGGUCAUUGUCAGGGUAAUGGGUGUCAGGCUAGGCAUUUAAUGUCUAUCUUUGCAAUAAAAAACAGGCUACCUGUGUGCUAGGCUUUUGCAUGAAUAACACGGUUCCCCUCGUGUGUGGCAUCGAAGGUUCCCACUCGGGAACGGACGGGUCCUCCCUUUGUUCUAGGCAGAUGAUGGGGGUUUUCCUAUACAAGCCGUAGGGGCCACAGCUUGGGGGGCAGCGGGGGGCCCGGCCCUGGCACCGCGGGGAGCAGCACACCUUACGGGCAUUUUAAAAGCUCCCUUAAACUUAGACAGUGGCUAGCAAUAAAAAUAUUAAUACCUUAACUCACCUACUAACCCUACUAACACCAUUCUAACUAGGGCAGGCUGGCCUUUUAAAUAGGACUGUGUUUUGCCUGCUGGCAAGAACCAAGCUGGGAGGGAAGGGGGCCUCCUGGCCCCCCAUAGAAGGGCUCCCCUAGAAGGACAUUCAAAAUGCCCGCAAGGUGUCCUGAGAGCAGCCCCUGGGGCCCUCAGUGUGCCCCCCACGGUGCCAGGGCUGGGCCCCCCGCUCUCCCCCAACCCAUGACCCCUGCCGCCUGUAUCUCGUCCGCCCAGGGCCAACGGACGCCCCCUCCCUCCCCGGGCGGAGCUUCGGCGCCACACACAAGGGGAGGCCAGCCGUGGCCGCCAGAACAUGGCCAACCUGGUUUUGGACUGCAAACAUAGGCAUGUAGGGACCCCCUUUUAUUUAUGUAAGGCCACCCACCCAGGGGACCUGGUUAAAGGGGAUCCUCUAUUCUUAAAGUAAGGCCUAUAGAGAUCUCCUAUCCAGAAACUAAGGCGGCCUGGCCUAUAGAGAUCCCCUUUUGUUAAACUAAGGUGGCCUGGCCUAUAGAGAUCUCUUGUUGUUAAACUAAGGUGGCCUGGCCUAUAGAGAUCUCCUAUUCUUUAAGGUAACGCCAGGCGAUGUGGAGAUCCCUGGUUCUUUUAACCCUUAAGGCCAACCGUGGGGAGAUCCCUGGUUCUUUUAACCCUUAAGGCCAACCGUGGGGAGAUCCCUGGUUCUUUUAACCCUUAAGGCCUGCCUGGGGAGAUAUCCUAUUCUUUUUUCAUGAAAAGUCGGGUAUAGACCUUCUCUUUUCUCUCCCGUUUCAUGUGCCUGGACUCCCGGAGGGCUCCUGCCGGACACCGUCUCCCAUCGGCCGAGAGGGAUCCUUCCUGUUUGGAAAGCAUCUGCUACACAGGUAAAAAGAAGAUUCCGGGAAGGAGAUUCCUACAGCGGAGCCCUAAAGCCAGGUGAGACGUUCCUUCCAACCUCCACGGCUGCUUUGCACACACACACAUGACACACACAUGACACACACACACACGCAUAUACAGCUGGGGGCCCUCAGGGACUCUCCCCCCAAUAGAUCGGGGACUCCCACUCCGGCAAUUGGCCAUUGGAAAUGCCUUGAAGCAGUUUGGGGCUUCCGGCCAAGCGCUCGCAAAGAGAACCCAUUCAAGGUAUACGUGGAGCCCCUUUUAUUUAUUAUUUAUUGACAGCAUUUCUAUUCCGCCCUUCUUUCUCACCCCAAAGGGGACUCAGGGCGGAUCACAUGACACAUAUAGGCAAACAUUCAGUGCCUUUUAACAUAGAACAAAGACAAACAAACAUAAGCUCCGAGCGGGUCUCGAACUCAUGACCUCCUGGUCAGAGUGAUUCAUUGCAGUUAUAAUUGCAGCUGGCUUCCUCUCCCGCCUGCGCCACAGCCCGGGCCAACCUUGAUAAAAAGGGCCUGGCACGUGGAAAACUCUAUUUGUAAGGCAAACCCUCGUUAAAGGAGGUUUGCAAUUAAUUUAAAACCAGGCUUCUGAGGGACCCGCUGCGUUUAAAGCCAAACCUAGCAGGUGGGAACCUCUCUUGUUGGAUAAAGGAGAUCCCCUCUGGUUAACGUAAGGGGAGGGACCCUCCAUUUUUAAUAGGAUGCCUGGCAGAAUCUUAACCUCAAUGCAGGCCUAUGGGGUCCAGCCUUAUUCUCAAUGACUGCAUAGCCAGGCAUGAAGGGACCCCAUAUUAUUAAUUUGAAGCCUGGUAAAAAGAGAUUUAUGUAUUUAUUUAUUUACUACAUUUAUACCCCGCCCUCUUUUCCCUUAAAGGGGACUCAGAGCGGCUUACAAGUUAUAUUUACAUACACUAUCUCAUUAGCAUAGCACAAUAUUAGCAUUAUAUAUUACUACAUUGCACUAUACCACUAUAUAGAAAUAUUGUUAGCAAUAUUACAUUUAAAAUAUAAUAUGUAAUUAAUAUUAUUGUAUCAUUGUUAGUAUUAUAUUGCUUAAUUUAUUUAUUUAUUUAUUUAUUAGAUUUAUAUGCUGCCCUUCUCACCCCGAAGGGGACUCAGAACGGCUUAAAAAUUAAAUUUACAUACAAUAUUAUAUUAUUAGCAUAGUACAAUACUGGCAAUAAAUUACUAUAUUGUACUAUAUCAAUAUAUGGUAGUAUUAUUAGUAAUAUUACAUGCAAAAUAUAAUAUAUAAUUAAUAUUAUUAUAUUGUAUUAUUAGUAUAUCGUAUUACAAUAUAAUAUUAUGAAUAUAUGUAUAUACAAUAUGUUGUAAUUAUUAUAUAUUAAAUUUUAUAUAUAUAUAUAUAUACACACACACACACAGUAGAGUCUCAUUUAUCCAACAUAAACGGGCCAGCAGAAUGUUGGAUAAGCGAAUAUGUUGGAUAAUAAGGAGGGAUUAAGGAAAAGCCUAUUAAACAUCAAAUUAGUUUAUGAUUUUACAAAUUAAGCACCAAAUCAUCAUGUUAUACAACAAAUUUCACAAAAAAAGUAGUUCAAUAUGCAGUAAUGCUAUGUAGUAAUUACUGUAUUUAUGAAUUUAGUACCAAAAUAUCAUGAUGUCUUGAAAACAUUGUCUACAAAAAUGCGUUGGAUAAGCGAGUGUUGGAUAAGUGAGACUCUACUGUAUAUAAAAAUUAGAAUAGCAUGUUAUUAGGGGAGGAGCAUCUUAAUUAUUAGAUGUCAGUAUUAGUCAUUAGAUGUUAAUAUUAGUUAUUCAUAUUAGUAUCAAUAUUACAUUAAUAUACAAUAGAGCAGGGGUCCCCAAACUAAGGCCCGUGUGCGGGAUGCGGCCCAUCGAAGCCAUUUAUCCGGCCCCCACAGCACAACCCUUAUUAUUAUUAUUAUUAUUAUUAUUAUUAUUAUUAUUAUUAUUAUUAUUAGCAUUGAGGCUGGGUGGCCAUCUGUCAGGGGUGCUUUGCUUGUGCUUUCGGUGCACAAAGGCAGAAAGGGAUUGGACUCAAUGGCCAACCCUUCCAACCCUCAUAAUUAUUAUUAUUAUUAAUUAUUAUUAUUGCUUGGUGGCCAACUAUAGUCUGGCCCUGCAAUGGUCUGAAGGAUCGUGAACUGGCUCCCUGUUUAAAAGGUUUGGGGACCCCUGCAAUAGAGUAUAUUAUUAUCCUAGCACAAUGUUAUUAUGUUAUAUAGUAGUAUGUAUGUUAAUAUUAUUUAUUCAUAUUAGUAUCAAUAUGACAUUAAUAUACAAUAGAGUAUAUUAUUAUCCUAGCACAAUAUUCAUAUGUUCUAUAGUAGUAUGUUGUUGCUAGGGGGAGGGGGCCCCCACUGAUGGGGAGGGCCCCCCCACUGAGAUCCCCUGUCAUUAAUGUUAGACCAGGCAUUUAACGCCUACCUUUGCAUUCAAGAGCAGGCUCCUAGGCCUUUGCAUUCAAGAGCAGUGCGCUAGGCCUUUGCGCAAGGAACACCACCCACGGCUCCCCUUGUGCGUGGCGUUGAGGCCCCACUCGGUGACGGACGGGUCCUCCCUUUGCCCUGGGCAGGUCGUGGGGGGGGGUCUCCCUGGAUGUGCAGGGGGUCACGGCUGGGGGGAGAGCGGGGGCCCGGCCUUGGCACCCCCCUGGGGACCCGAGGGGCCGCUCUCAGCCCACGUCACGGGCAUUUUAAAACGUCCCCGGGAUGUAGUAGCUCAGAUUAAUCCCUGCACUAACCGCUAACCCUACUAACCCAGUUCUAACCCGGGCAGGCUAGGCUUUUAAAUAGGACUGUUUUUGCCUGUUGGCAAGAACCAAGUGGGAGGGGGCCUCCGGGCCUCCCGUGGGAAGAAGGGCUCCGGCCCCCCCGGCCCCCCGGCCCCUGCCCUGUGCUGGGAGCCCCCCGCCCGGGCCCCCAGAGGCCUCCCUGUGGUACCGGGCUUGGCCCCCAUCCGCUCUGCCCCCAUCCGACGGCCUAGGAAAGCCCCCCACCAUCCGCCCAGGGCCAACGGACGGCCCUCCCUCCCUCCCAGGGGCAGCCGCGUUCCUCACGCAAAGGUCUGGCGCACGGGAGCCUGUUUCUGAAUGCAAACGUGGGGCCCAGGACCCCCCCCUUGUCUCCGUGCAGGGCCACCCCCCCAGGGACCCCCACAAAUGCCUGGUGACAGGGGAUCCUCUCCUCUUAGCAGGAGGAAAAGCCACGUGCGUAAAGCGGUGCCUUUGCUCCCGUCGUUCCCAAGAGCCCCCCAAAAGCGAGAUGCUCCCCUGGGUUCAGCCCUCCUGACCCCUGUCUUCUCCCUUGUUCCAUGUCUCCAAAAUCCCCGAGGGAGGGGCUCCUCCUGGACAAGAGCCAAGGACGGACGGACGGACGGACGGACGGAUGGAGAUCCCAGAGAGAGAGCGGAGAGCAGGACGCCUUGCCUUUUCCCAGCUGCUGAGGUCGACCCCUUUCCAACGAGGUCAGCUUUCAAGAAGAAAACUCUUCCCAAAAAAGUGUGUUCUGGUUAUUAUUCAAAGGCACAACGUUCAAUAUUUGACAGCAUUAAACAUCUAGAUUACAGGACAGUUUAUGUUACUGCAUUUUAUACACCUGACCUUGUUUUUACAAAUAAAGUACCUGUAUAAUUUUUGCCUCUAUAUAUAUAUAUAUUGUACUAUGCUCAGACUCAUUGUUCUGAUAUGCUGUUAUAUGGUUUAAUUGUUUAUAUUGUUUAUAUUUUUAAUGUAUGACUGUUUAUUACAUGUGACAUUGGGCUUGUUUCCCAUGUGAGCCACCCCGAGUCCUCCUGGGGGAGAUGGGAGCGGGAAUAUAAAAAUAAAGUAUUAUUUUGUAUUAUUAUUAUUAUUUAUAAUAUUUAUUAUAUAUAAUUUUCUUGCACCCCAAGUACCUCUGGCAAGUGCCAGAGUAUUUAACUCUGCCUACAUGGCACUAAAGUGUAUUUAUAUGUUGAUUGUUCCUAUUGAUUUUAUGUUAUGUUUUUUUUUUGCUUUGUAUAAUAAGGCAUUGAAUUUUUGCCUUAAUAAUAAUAGUUUUAUGAAUGUUUUAAUGUCACUGAAUUUUGAAUUGAAUUGAAAUGUCAUUGUAAUUGUUUAUAUGUGUAUUUUCUAUUUGUAAGCCACCCUGAGUCUCCCCUUAUUGGGUGAGAAGGUUUGGGAAGAAAUACUGUCAUAAAUAAAUAAAUAAAUAUUCUGUGUC
Anolis carolinensis (green anole) is the source of this 9098-nucleotide messenger RNA. RefSeq lists its product as uncharacterized. The coding region runs from base 290 to 1336 and encodes 348 amino acids. Lineage: Eukaryota; Metazoa; Chordata; Lepidosauria; Squamata; Anolidae. The transcript is spliced from 4 exons. The record is from RefSeq and is a predicted model, not a curated record.